UGAGUGCUCACAUCAAUCCUAGAAGCCACACAACUCUUAUCCUUACCGCUAUCCACAUUCGAAUCAACGAGUGGUCUCCUGUCAACGAGUGCUCUCCUGCUGCAUUCUUCGCAUUUCCAUCGAUCUCCAAGGGAGACAAAAAAGGAGAGAUUGAUAAUCGAUGAUCUCUGAGAGAGUUGUGUGAGAUUUGAGGGUGUGCUCAAUUUGAAGCCCUAAUCGUGAAACUCACUACUAUCUUAAACCUCAGUUCAAUGGCCUCAGCCAGCGCCACGGCCACUCCAGCCCUCGCCUCAUCCCCCACGGCUUCCCGCCAGCUAGUGGCAACGGCGACCCAGCACUCUUCCGGCCUCCCAUCGCUUCCACUUCCGCGUCAAUCCUCGUCACCCGCUCUUCAUUUUCAGGGCCGCAAGCCAUGGAAGUUGGCUUCUUACUGGAAUGUUGUUGCCAUGGCUACAGGAGAAGCACCGGCUGAAGUUGCCACUGAACUUCCAGAAAUUGUUAAGACCAUACAAGAAGCGUGGGACAAACUUGAAGACAAAUAUGCUGUGACUUCAAUUGCAUUUUUUACUCUACUUACUCUUUAUGGUUCUGCUGGAAUGAUCUCGGCCAUUGAUAGGCUUCCUCUACUUCCUGGUCUGUUCGAACUAGUCGGAAUUGGAUACACUGGGUGGUUUGCAUAUCGCAACAUUGUUUUCAAGCCUGACAGGGAAGCUUUGAUUGAAAAAAUAAAGAGCAUCUACAGCGAUGUAAUUGGAAGCAGCUAAAGGGGUCUUUCUUCCAUUAAAUCAAUUUUCAGAACUUGAGAGCCUGUUUGGUCGUUACAAAUUCUAGCUUGAUGAAGGAUCUGUUUUCAGAAUUGGUAAUCUGUACGACUGUACCCUUCCUGCUUUGACAGAUAUGCAUUGAAGCUUUCAUAUGUCAAUUAAGUAUUUCAAGAGAAUCAUUGUAAAUAAGAGAUACAUUUUCCCUGUUCAUGCAAGGCAUUAGUUUUGCAAACUAAAGUAGUUUCCAGCUUAAACAAAAAAAUGAAUCAAAUUGUGGUCCGAAUCAAUUUUAAAUU
This is a messenger RNA of Dendrobium catenatum, 1060 nucleotides long. RefSeq names its product protein CURVATURE THYLAKOID 1B, chloroplastic. Gene Ontology annotation, cellular component: chloroplast thylakoid membrane; thylakoid. The coding region runs from base 252 to 764 and encodes 170 amino acids. Lineage: Eukaryota; Viridiplantae; Streptophyta; Magnoliopsida; Asparagales; Orchidaceae. The record is from RefSeq and is a predicted model, not a curated record. The transcript has 6 exons.